Messenger RNA from Pieris napi, 2304 nucleotides. RefSeq names its product TAR DNA-binding protein 43-like. Lineage: Eukaryota; Metazoa; Arthropoda; Insecta; Lepidoptera; Pieridae. The transcript has a single exon. The coding region runs from base 167 to 1399 and encodes 410 amino acids. The record is from RefSeq and is a predicted model, not a curated record. Gene Ontology annotation, molecular function: RNA binding. Gene Ontology annotation, biological process: regulation of gene expression. Gene Ontology annotation, cellular component: nucleoplasm.
UAUGUUUUCAAGUUACAACUAGCAAAUUGCAAUGGGUUUCUAACCCGUAGCUGACGUAUUUUAUAUUUGUAUAAAUUAGGAAAUUGUACAGAUUUUUAGUGAUAAGUGUACCAUCUGUGUUUAUUUUUAUCCAAUAUUAUUUAUUUCUGUUCAUGAUUAAGAAAUAAUGUCCUUCGAGUACUUACCCGUAGCUGAAGAUGAAAAUGAAGAACCCAUAGAACUUCCAGUCGAAGAUGAUGGGACUUUGAUGUUAACAACUGUGUCUGCGCAAUUUCCAGGUUGCUGCGGUUUAAAAUAUCGUCAUCCUGAUACAAAAACAUUUAGAGGUAUAAGAUUAAGAGACGGCAGACUAUAUCCUCCGCCAGAGGGAUGGAGCAAUCAUUUAUACAUUUGCAGUUUUCCAAAAGAAAAUAAAAGAAAAUCUGGUGACAGCUCUGAGAUUUCACUCUUAAAAAAUAAACGAAACGACAACUUAUGUUCUGAUUUAAUCGUCUUAGGAUUACCUUGGAAAGCCACAGAACAGACGGUAAGAGAAUACUUUGAAAAAUUUGGAGAGGUAUUAAUGGCUCAGUUAAAAAGAGAUCCGAAAACGGGUAUGUCAAAAGGAUUUGCUUUUAUCCGUUUUUCAUCUUAUACAUCACAAAUGAGAGUUCUAGCUCAAAGACAUAUGAUUGAUGGCCGCUGGUGUGAUGUUCGGAUACCAAAUUCUAAAGAAGGCUCUAUCACCUCAAUGCCUUGUAAAGUAUUUGUUGGACGCUGUACUGAAGACUUAUCAGCAAAUGACCUUAGAGAAUACUUCUCACAGUUUGGAGAAGUCACUGAUGUUUUUAUACCAAAACCAUUUCGUGCUUUCAGUUUUAUAACAUUUUUAGAUCCUGAGGUUGCACAAAGUUUGUGUGGUCAAGAUCAUAUUAUAAAAGGAGUAUCUGUGAAUGUAUCAAAUGCCUCACCAAAGCAAAAUAAAAGUAGUUCAAAUCAACGAAACUUACCAAGUCGGAACUAUGAAGAGAGUCAUCACAAUGCAUCAAACAACAAUUCUUGGAGUAGCCGUAACAUGGAUAUGGUUAAUAUGCAAGCUUUAGGUAUAUCUGGCCAACAUGGUCAAUCUGCAGUUGCUGGUGGUGCUGGGCAAGGUCAAGGUGGAAAUAUGCCUCUGAGCAUGGGAGGUUUACCAGUUAACCAAGCAUUAGUAGCAGCUGCAUUAAAUCAAGCAGCUGGUUGGGGUCUCAUCAACAACAUACCUUCUGGAGGAUCAGAGCAAGGUGCAUUUGCUGGACCAGCAUCUUCUGCACCGCCAGCUCCACCCAAUUUCCUAUCUUGGAUGCAACAAGGUAAUUCAGCUCAGGGACCUUCUAGUCAGUGGGGACAAAGGCACCAAUCCCAAGGCCACUCUGUUUGAUCCAAUGGUAAAUAAUAAGCUCACAAUAAUCUCUGUGAUUGUAGCAAAAAUUAGAUUAUAUUAUUUGAAAUUAACUACUACAUAUGGGUUGUUUUUGGUGUAGAGUGGUUUGCUACUGGUGUUAUACACAUAUAUUAAUUUAUUAUGAAUUUGCUUGUUUUGUUGUUUUCCUUUGUCAUUAACUUUUACUGUAGUUUAAAAAGCUUUUUUGUCACAUUACAUACACAUAAUAUGAUAAAUAUUAUUAUUGUUGUACUAUAGUUUUCAUAAAGCACACUAGCAUCAUAAAAAAAUAAAUCAAAUUUUCUAGCUUCAAAUUUCACUUAUAUUCAUAGUUUAUACCUAUAUUUUAUUAGACUUUGGGCAUCAAUGGACAACAAGUAUUCAUAAAAGUAAUGUAAUAUUAUCAUUACGUUAUGACAAAUAAGAAUGUUUUGUUGGUGCACUUAUCAAUUUUAUCAGCUAUUUGUAUAAUACACUAAUAUAGUGAAAAUCCAUAAUUUCUAACAAUAAUUGCUUCCCAUUUUAUUUAAGAAAUUAUUAAUAUAUUCAAAAUGUUUUGAUUUAUUUACAAGAAGUGUAUGAAAAUUGAAGUUGUUUUGUUUUUUGUUGUCAUAAUUAUUAAAAGUGAGCAAGAACAUCAUAUGGAAGUGUAACUGUACCUAUGAUAGAAUAAGAGUACUACCCUACUAUUGUACAAUGAAAUGGUAUAUGUUUUAUGGCAGAUUGUUGAAAGGUCAUACUUGUGUAUAGAAAAGAUAGAGAAUCUAUUGAUUGUUAUCAUUGUUUAACAGAGUAAAUAAUGUUGAUUAUUAUUAUAAAUUUAUUCUGUGUUUCCUCAGGACAUGUGGCUUAAAUCGAGGAUAAGUAUAUAUAUUUUUGACAAAAUAAAUGGCUAGAAUAUU